Molecule: messenger RNA, 2126 nt
Organism: Anoplopoma fimbria (sablefish)
Lineage: Eukaryota; Metazoa; Chordata; Actinopteri; Perciformes; Anoplopomatidae
Product: growth factor receptor-bound protein 10-like
Exons: 17
Coding region: 9-2075 (688 amino acids)
Biological process (GO): negative regulation of insulin receptor signaling pathway; negative regulation of Wnt signaling pathway; insulin receptor signaling pathway
Molecular function (GO): insulin receptor binding
Source: RefSeq, a predicted model, not a curated record
ACCAGUGCAUGUAUGCGUGUGUUUUGGUCUGUGUGCCUGUGCGUGUGCAAGGAAAGCACAGGGAGGAGGAGGAGGAAGAGGAGGAGGAGGAGGAAGGAAAGGAGGUGCAGACAACAGAUCAGCGGACAGAGUUUUUAUUGGAGGAAACAGUUUGUGUGGAGAUCCAGACGAGGACAGUCGGAGCGCACCGACCCACCAUUCCUGGAGCUGCGAGGUGCCUUUUGAUUACCGGUGCUGGAGAGACCCGGGGGAGUCCUUCCCUACAGAGGGAACACUUAAGGAACACCAUGGCCUUAGCGGGAUGCCCUGACUACUUCCUACAUCACUCAAACUACAAGGAAAGCAUGGACCGCACUUCCUCUCGCCGACCUGAGGAGCUGAUUGUUCCAGGCUUUCAGAGCUCGGCCAAUCAAAGCUUGCCACAUCACCAUGACGACGAUGUGGAUCUGGAGCAGCUGGUGAAUGACAUGAACUCCUCCAUGGAGAGUGUUUACUCUACGCAGGCAGACACGGCGCUGCUCCUGAAUAACGGCCAUGUGCCCGCUCCUCACCACCACCACCACAUGCACCCAACCCACCGUCGUCACACCCCGCCCCAGCCCCCUUCCUCCCCCUCCAGGGAGAGGCUGCGACACUCCCAGCCCAUGCACAUCCAGGCCGUCAGGUGUCUGCAGGAAGAGCAUCUGCUGCGUCCGGCCUCCCUGCCUGCCAUCCCCAACCCUUUCCCUGAGCUCUGCAGCCCGGCAGGCUCCCCCGUUCUCAGCCCCAUUCAGACCUCCAACAACCACAUAGUGAAAGUGUGGAGCGAGGAUGGGGCCGGUAAAGUGUUGGAGAUCCCAGCAGACAUGACGGCCAGAGAUGUGUGUCAGCUCCUGGUCUACAAGAGCCACUGUGUGGACGACAACUCCUGGACACUGGUGGAGCACCACCCCAUCCUUGGCCUCGAGAGAUGUCUGGAGGACCACGAGCUGGUGGUUCAGGUUCAAGCCUCCAUGAGCAGCGACAGUAAAUUCCUCUUCAGGAAGAACUAUGCCAAAUAUGAAUUCUUCAGGAACCCCCUGAACUUUUUUCCAGAGCAGAUGGUGGCUUGGUGUCAAGAGUCCGAUGGCUCAAUCCCUCAGUCACAGCUCUUACAGAACUUUCUGAACUCCAGCAGCUGUCCAGAGAUCCAGGGCUAUCUGCAUGUGAAGGAGCCCGGACGCAGGUCCUGGAAGAAACUCUACAUGUUCCUGCGACGCUCCGGGCUCUACUACUCUACUAAGGGAACAUCCAAGGAGCCCCGACACCUGCAGCUGCUGUCGGAUCUGGAGGACAGUAACAUCCUCACCAUCAUCGCAGGCAGAAAACUCCACAACGCUCCGACAGAUUAUCAGUUCUGCAUCAAGCCCAGCAAAGUGAGGAGUGACUGUAAGGAGCUAAAGAUGCUGUGUGCUGAGGACGAACAGAGCAGGACCUGCUGGAUGACGGCCUUCCGACUGCUCAAAUUUGGGAUUCUACUGUAUCAGAGCUACAACGUUCCCCAGCAGAGGAAGUCCAACCUCUCGCCUUUCACUGCACCCGUGCGGAGUGUAUCUGAGAAUUCCCUGGUCGCCAUGGACUUCUCCGGGCGGACCGGCCGCGUCAUCGACAACCCCGUUGAGGCCCAGAGCGCCGCCCUGGAGGAGGGACAGACCUGGAGGAAACGGAGCCAGCGUAUGAAUGUCCUGGGCAGUCCCAGCCCCCUGCACCCGUCCUCUCUGAGCACAGUGAUCCACAGGACACAGAUAUGGUUUCAUGGUCGCAUCAUGAGAGAGGAAGCCCACAAAAUGAUCAUUCAACAAGGCCAAGUAGACGGAUUAUUCCUGUUGCGGGACAGUCAGAGUAAUCCCAAGGCAUUCGUGCUCACCUUGUGCCACCACCAGAAGAUCAAGCACUUCCAGAUCCUACCGUGUGAGGAGGACGGUCAGGUGUUCUUCAGCCUCGACGACAGCGCCACAAAGUUCACAGAUUUGAUCCACCUGGUGGAGUUUUACCAGCUCAACAGAGGAGUGCUGCCCUGCAAGCUCAAACACCCCUGCACCGCCGUGGCCUUGUGACACUCCACACCUCCAACCCCUUUUUUUGCACACCUCUCACCCUGAGAUCCC